Messenger RNA from Cajanus cajan (pigeon pea), 1036 nucleotides. RefSeq names its product RING-H2 finger protein ATL80. NCBI's taxonomy places the organism in Eukaryota, Viridiplantae, Streptophyta, Magnoliopsida, Fabales, Fabaceae. The record is from RefSeq and is a predicted model, not a curated record.
CUACAUCUCACUCUUUCUUUCUACUCAUGAUCUUGACUCAAGUCUUCUCACAACCCUUAAUCCCUUAUCUUCAACCGCACUAACCUCAAUAUUUCCCACUAUCAAACCCCAAACCCUCCAUCAACAAUAAAUACCUACCCCAAUUAUUUAAGCCCCCAUUUCCACUCCAAAACCUAAAACCCCUCUUCUCUUCUUCACUCCCUCCCAACCCCAAACCCAACAAAAAAUCACUAUUUUUUUUUUUAUUUCUUAAGAUACAAACAUGACGCGCACGCUCAGAAUUCUGAAAUCGGCGGAGAACGCAACCGCGGUGGCGGCGGCGGCGCCUCCGCCGGAGGCGGUGGCACUGGAGUCGGACUUCGUGGUGAUUCUGGCGGCGCUGCUGUGCGCGCUAAUAUGCGUGGUGGGGCUGGUGGCGGUGGCGCGGUGCGCGUGGCUCCGGCGAGGGUCCGGCGGCGGAGGGUCGGCGAUGCAGGCGGCGGCGGCGAACAAGGGCGUGAAGAAGAAGGUGGUGCAGUCGCUGCCGAAGUUCAACUACGUGGACAGCAACCCUAGCAAGUGGGUUGCGACGUCGGAAUGCGCGAUUUGCCUGGCGGAGUUUGGCGCCGGCGACGAGAUCCGCGUGAUGCCGCAGUGCGGACACGGCUUCCACGUGACCUGCAUCGACACGUGGCUCGGAUCUCACUCCUCCUGCCCUUCCUGCCGCCAGGUUCUCAUGGCCGCGCGCUGCCAGAAGUGCGGCCGGUUCCCCGCCGCCGGCUCCUCCAGAACGCCGGCGACGGAGCCGGAGUUGAAAUCUCGAGAAGACGACAAUGCCGCUUCUAAUAGUAACAGUAAUCAUAAUAGUACCAGUGAGAUGGAACAUCAUCAUCAUCACAGCCACCAUGCCAACACUGGGUUCUUGCCCUGAAUUAACAUAGUUUUUUGUAUUUAUUAGCUGUUUCUUUUUUCUUUUUCUUUUUUUACUUUUUGUAACUUUUUUCCUUGUUAUCCCUUCAAGUUGAUCAAAGAGAUCGGAAUUUGGGCCAUUUUUCUC